Nicotiana tabacum (common tobacco) is the source of this 778-nucleotide messenger RNA. The record is from RefSeq and is a predicted model, not a curated record. Lineage: Eukaryota; Viridiplantae; Streptophyta; Magnoliopsida; Solanales; Solanaceae.
AGACUGGAAAGCACAUGACUUUGAACUUUGGGCUGCCUCUUUUGAUAUCCACCAACCACAGCUAGUGUACACAGGGUCAGAUGACUGCAAAUUUAGUUGCUGGGAUUUGCGAGAAGAUCCAUCUAACUUGGCAUUCCAAAAUAGAAAGGUUCACACAAUGGGGAUUUGCUGCAUUACUAAGCGUCCAAGUGAUCCUUACACCUUACUCACCGGUUGCUAUGAUGAACACCUGAGGGUAUGGGAUGUAAGAUCAAUUUCAAAACCUGUACACGAGACAUCAAUCUCCUUAGGUGGAGGAGUUUGGAGAAUUAAGUACCAUCCUUCUGUACCUAACCUAGUCUUGACAGCUUGUAUGCACAAUGGAUUUGCAGUUGUUAAAGUUAAAGGGGAUACAGCUGAAGUAAUUGAAACCUACAACAAACAUGGUUCCCUGGCAUAUGGAGCUGAUUGGCAAAGAGGAUUAGGGAGGAACGGUAGGGGUAAGAAUAAUGUCAUUGCUACUUGCUCGUUUUAUGACCAGCUUCUUCGUGUGUGGAUACCAGAAGGUGAUAUUCCUGAAUGUGACCCUGUGUUGUAGAAUAUGCUUUACAGGAAACAACCAAAAACUUAGUCAAUUUCUUGAGGUGUAUGAGCCUGUGUCCACUGUAUUAUGGAAUUUCAAAUUGUAUUUCUGUGUUUGGUGACUAAUAUUUAUGGCUCUGUUUCAACAAUUUACAGUUGGUAAAGCAGAGGGCUAUUAUGCUAAAGUGGCUCAAUAGUUUCUCUGGCCUCUCCAUCA